ACAACCUUGUAUUAGUAACCAGCCAAUGAGCAGUAAAACUUAUUUACGUUCAGUAUCAGCGAACGUAAACUAAAAAAAGUAGUUAGUAGAAGUUUAGAAUUUUUCCUCUGCUUUCUGUUUUUUUCUUUCAUAGAAGAUUAGUAACGAUGCUUCGUUCGAUUUGGUCCAAACUAGCCCUAAGAGAGAUGUUAUUUGGUUCUAGAACCGUACAGUCUGCACCUAACAGAACAGUUCCAUUUGUUCCAUUACAUACACAGAUAUUGGACAGAAGUUUGGCUCUUAAAACAAGUAAGCCUCCAACUGACGAAAACAAAACAAAGACAAAUCGAUUAGCCAUUCUGUUUGCUUGGAUGUUAGCUAAAGGUCGCCAUAUUGACAACUAUAGUAAUUUAUAUCUUAAACAGGGAUUUGAUGUACUUACUGUCAACAUUUUGCCCCAAGAGCUAAUAUUUCCAACUACAGGAUCCCAGGUAGUAGCACAAAAAGUGCUUGACUAUCUUGAAUCCCAUCCAGAAUAUGAUAAAGUGAUUGUCCAUGCUUUUUCUGUUGGAGCUUACUUGUUUGGAGAAUGUAUGGAAAAAAUGAAAAAUGGUGGAGAAAAGUAUGUUCCAAUCAUGAAAAAGUUUUCUGGAAUAAUAUGUGACAGUGCUGUUGAUUAUUAUGGCAUUCCAGAAGGAUUAUCUAAAGCUGUAUUCAAAAAUCCUGUUGCCAUUGCUACCAUGGAACAGUCUCUCAAAUUAUAUAUGAGAUUGUUUUAUCAAAUUGCUACUAAACAUUAUAUUAAAUCAUCUGAAGCUUUUCAUGAUAAUUUUUUAACUUGUCCUGCACUGUUUGUAGCUUCUGAAGCUGAUCCUGUAGGAUCUAUAAAAGCACAAGAAAGUGUUGUUCAAAGCUGGAUACGUAGGGGAAUUGAUGUUCGUACUAAAUAUUUUGAGAAAUCUUUACAUGUAGGUCAUAUGCCUAAAUAUCCUGAAGAAUACACUGCAGUAGUUUAUGAUUUGUUAAAGAGAGCAGGACUUUAUGGAAAUCAAGUUUAAAAUAAUUAGUGUAUGUAAUCUUUACAAUUUCACUUCUCUAUAUAUAUUGAAUGAAAUAAUAAUUACUACUAUUUUAAAGUUAUCUUAUUAUAUCAGUUACUUUAUCAUUAAUAAAAGAUCAAAGUACAAAAGUCGAGUAUUGAACUUCAAGAGAAGAUAUUGUGAACAAUUCAUCAUUCUAUUUUUAGUUCCUAAAUGUUUAAAUUUUAAAUAUUUUCUAAGUUUUCCUUUUAUUUGUUUCUUUAAAAAAUAAGACUAUUUUUGUUUUGAAUUCUUUUCAAUAGUCUAAGCACAGUCUGAAAUAAGCUGAUAAGAGAGUCUAUAUAUAAAUAUAUCUCUAUCUUUAUNACCU
Molecule: messenger RNA, 1389 nt
Organism: Centruroides sculpturatus (bark scorpion)
Lineage: Eukaryota; Metazoa; Arthropoda; Arachnida; Scorpiones; Buthidae
Product: transmembrane protein 53-A-like
Exons: 2
Coding region: 147-1037 (296 amino acids)
Molecular function (GO): serine hydrolase activity
Source: RefSeq, a predicted model, not a curated record